AUGAUCGUAGAUAUUGCUGUUGAUAAGUUUUCUGACUUGACGUUAGAGAUAGUCCAGGCAAACCAGCCUAGAACAUUUAAAACUGUAAAGUUAAUCAAAUUUGGAAUGAUGGGAGAUCAUACAAUUAAAAGUCAGCGACCUCGAUCUGUCCAUGAGAAAAGGGUCCCUCAGGAACAAGCUGAUGCUGCUAAAUUUAUGGCACAAACUGGUGAAUCUGGUGUGGAAGAGUGGUCCCAGUGGAGCUCCUGCUCAGUUACUUGUGGUCAAGGGUCGCAGGUGCGAACCAGAACUUGUGUAUCACCUUACGGGACACACUGCAGCGGCCCAUUAAGAGAAUCAAGGGUUUGCAAUAACACUGCCCUCUGUCCAGUCCAUGGAGUUUGGGAGGAAUGGUCCCCGUGGAGCUUGUGUUCAUUUACGUGUGGUCGAGGCCAGAGAACGAGAACACGAUCGUGCACCCCUCCUCAGUACGGAGGGCGGCCCUGUGAGGGGCCCGAGACACAUCAUAAGCCCUGUAACAUUGCUCUCUGUCCAGUUGACGGCCAGUGGCAGGAGUGGAGCCCUUGGAGCCAGUGCUCGGUGACCUGCUCCAACGGGACCCAGCAGCGAAGCCGGCAGUGCACCGCAGCGGCGCAUGGAGGCUCGGAGUGCCGCGGGCCCUGGGCAGAGAGCAGAGAGUGCUACAACCCGGAGUGCACAGCCAACGGGCAGUGGAAUCAGUGGGGCCACUGGAGCGGAUGUUCCAAGUCGUGUGACGGCGGCUGGGAGAGGAGAAUGAGGACCUGCCAGGGGGCAGCGAUCACAGGGCAGCAGUGCGAAGGGACUGGUGAAGAGGUCAGGCGGUGCAGUGAGCAGCGAUGCCCCGCACCGUAUGAAAUAUGCCCGGAGGAUUAUCUGAUGUCUAUGGUGUGGAAAAGGACUCCAGCAGGCGACUUGGCGUUUAAUCAGUGCCCACUGAAUGCCACAGGCACCACCAGCCGACGCUGUUCUCUCGGUCUCCACGGCGUGGCCUUCUGGGAGCAGCCGAGCUUCGCAAGAUGCACAUCCAACGAGUACAGACACUUGCAGCAUUCAAUCAAAGAGCACCUUGCUAAGGGGCAGCGCACGCUGGCAGGCGAUGGGAUGUCCCAGGUGACCAAGACGCUGCUGGACUUGACUCAGAGGAAGAAUUUCUACGCGGGUGAUCUUCUGAUGUCUGUGGAAAUCCUCCGAAAUGUGACCGACACGUUUAAAAGGGCGAGUUACAUCCCUGCAUCCGAUGGCGUCCAGAACUUCUUUCAAAUAGUUAGCAACCUCCUCGAUGAAGAAAACAAGGAAAAAUGGGAAGAUGCCCAGCAGAUUUAUCCGGGCUCAAUAGAGUUGAUGCAAGUAAUUGAAGAUUUUAUACACAUUGUUGGUAUGGGGAUGAUGGACUUUCAGAAUUCAUACUUAAUGACUGGAAAUGUAGUGGCGAGCAUUCAGAAGCUGCCCGCCGCCUCCGUUCUCACAGACAUUAACUUCCCGAUGAAAGGGCGGAAAGGAAUGGUGGACUGGGCCCGGAAUUCAGAAGACAGAGUGGUUAUUCCGAAAAGCAUAUUCACUCCUGUGUCGUCAAAAGAAUUAGAUGAAUCCUCUGUCUUUGUUCUUGGAGCAGUCCUGUACAAAAAUUUAGAUCUCAUUUUGCCCACGUUGAGUGUCUUAGAUUAUAAGUCUCCCUUCUUCACACCCAACAAACUUCAGUGGUUGAUGUUGUUCUGGUCAUCAGAGAUGUCACUCUCCUGUACACAGGGAGGUAUAUUGUUCCAAGAUUCCAUCAAGGAGAUUGCAGGAUACAACUGAGAUGGCACUGUUGACAAAGAGGACCUUCGGGACACCUUCGCAGCCAUCGGCCGCCCGAAUGUGAAGAAGAAGGAUCUGGAUGCCAUGAUGAAGGAAGCCAGCGGUCCUAUCAACUUCACCGUCUUCCUGACCAUGUUUGGAGAGAAGCUCAAGGGUGCAGAUCCUAAGGAUUGGGUCACCAGCUCCUUCAAGGUCCUGGACCCCGAGGGGAAGGGCCCCCUCAGGAAGCAGUUUCUGGAAGAACUGCUUACCAUGCAGUGCAACCACUUCACCCCUGAGGAGCUCAAGAACAUGUGGGCAGCCUUCCUCCCAGAUGUGGGUGGCAAUGCGGAUUACAAGAACAUCUGCUAUGUCAUCAUGCACGGUGAUGCCAAGGACGAGGAGUAG
Octodon degus (degu) is the source of this 2205-nucleotide messenger RNA. Its product is annotated as adhesion G protein-coupled receptor B3. Gene Ontology annotation, cellular component: membrane. Lineage: Eukaryota; Metazoa; Chordata; Mammalia; Rodentia; Octodontidae. The transcript is spliced from 16 exons. The record is from RefSeq and is a predicted model, not a curated record. Gene Ontology annotation, molecular function: G protein-coupled receptor activity. Gene Ontology annotation, biological process: negative regulation of angiogenesis.